Messenger RNA from Peniophora sp. CBMAI 1063, 984 nucleotides. The record is from the annotation of a GenBank genome assembly. Lineage: Eukaryota; Fungi; Basidiomycota; Agaricomycetes; Russulales; Peniophoraceae.
AUGAACCAUGAUGUUGUGACAUGCAUGCUCGGUCCGCUCCCGCUCAUCGAGAUGUUCGAGCUGUACAAGACGUUCGAGGGUUUGUACUACAACCUCGGCUCGAUCGUCAACCUCUCCGAAGACUCCGAGCUCCGCGAAGUCGAGCGCAUCGUCCGCGAGUCGAACCACUACAACAUGGAGAACGAGGAGUCUGGGUCAACCACCUCGUCCAGGACUUCGAGACGAGACCCAAGAAGGAACUCUCCUCCAUCCCGUCUGCCCUCCGCCGUCUCCGCAAUGUUCAUGAGCGCGCUAAGCGCGCCCUCUCCACUGCCACCCGCGAGGUGGACUCGCUCUCCUAGGGUAUCGACUUCUGCCUCUCGCUCACUCGUACCUACUCGUGGAGUUCUGCCAGGACCUUUCCCGCUCUGCGCGCGAGCCUGUCGAGAAGAUCCUCCGCGAUUCCAGUCGAACGCCCGCGACAUCGUUCUCGCCGGUGGCUCCGCCCCCAUUCCCCACGCCAUUAAUUCUGUGUCUGACUUCUCCGACCGCAAGGAGCCCAACCAGUCGAUCAACUCCGACGAGGUCGUUGCCUACGGUGCUGCCGUGCAGGCUGCUAUUCUCACUGGUGAUGCAUCGGAGAAGACGCAGGAUUCGCUCCUUCUCGACGUUGCGCCCUUGUCCCUUGGUAUCGAGACCGCCGGUGGUGUCAUGACGCCGCUCAUCAAGCGUAACACGACCGUCCCGACCAAGAAGUCCGAGAUCUUCUCGACUUACGCCGACAACCAGCCCGGUGUCCUCAUCAAGGUCUUCGAGGGUGAGCGUGCCCGCACGAAGGACAACAGCCCGCUCGGCAAGUUCGAACUCUCCGGUAUUCCGCCGGCGCCGCGUGGUGUUCCUCAGAUCGAGGUCACCUUCGACAUCGACGCCAACGGCAUCCUGAACGUCUCUGCCUCCGACAAGACGACCGGCAAGUCGAACCGCAUCACGAUCACCAACCACUAG